AUGGGCAUUAGGUCCAGAGUCCAGGCCAGGACGGAUGUCAUGCACAAUGCCAGGAUUGAUGGAUACCUGGUGGUUAUGCGUCUUCUAGCGAGCAAGACAACGAUCCGAAACAGCGAGACCGUGAUGCGUUGGAAGUCUUUGUGUCUGAACGUAAUGGGAGUCAGGGGGCCCGGCUGCCUAUUCCCAGAGGGAGAGCUCUGCAAGUGGCCCCAAUUUGAGGUGCCAAAGGAGUACAAGAAGAAAUCGCCAAUCCUUGGUGGCACUUGA
This is a messenger RNA of Diaporthe amygdali, 267 nucleotides long. RefSeq lists its product as uncharacterized. Bases 1 to 267 code for a protein of 88 amino acids. The record is from RefSeq and is a predicted model, not a curated record. The transcript is spliced from 2 exons. Lineage: Eukaryota; Fungi; Ascomycota; Sordariomycetes; Diaporthales; Diaporthaceae.